This is a messenger RNA of Effrenium voratum, 2076 nucleotides long. The record is from the annotation of a GenBank genome assembly. NCBI's taxonomy places the organism in Eukaryota, Dinophyceae, Suessiales, Symbiodiniaceae.
UGGAUGAUGGAGUUGGGAACCUGCGUGACUGCCCGUCAAAUCAGCAGCGGCAAACUGCCAACUGUCUCGAAGACUCAAAAUGGAUGUCAAUCAAGCCAUGCACUGAAUAGCCUACAGCGUCCAUGACCAUGAGCAAAUCCAGCCAAUCUGGAGGUGAUGCUUGGUGCUGAGAAAAAGGUGCAGCUCCUUGUGCCUUUUUUAUUCCUUGGCCCAGGAAUGGGGAGCGAGCAGCAGGCCAAGUGAUCCGGCGACACACCAGUUCGCCAGCCCUUAGGCUAAAGCAUGCGCCAGGUUUAGCCUUGAUGACUUUGUGUCCCUCAACAGCCUCGGCGAGGGAAGCAUGGGUUUGGUCAAGAAGGUCAUGCAUAGGACAACUGGAGAUGCUUACGCCCUCAAGGCAGUUGACAAGAAGCGCGUUCUUGACCACAAAUUGCAAGACCAGCUGGUUGCUGAGGUGAACACACAGAAGAACCUGUCGCACCCCAACCUUUUGAGGUGUUUCGACUUCUUUGUCCACGCAGACACAGUUUACAUUGUGCUGGAACUGGCUUCUGGAGGUGACUUGUAUCAGCUGAUGAGGCGGAAGGGGCCGCUAAGCGAGCCCGAUGCCGCUUAUGUUUUUACACAGGUCUGCGAAGGCAUCAAGCACUUGCAUCAUAACGGGAUCAUACAUCGAGACCUCAAGCCAGAGAACAUCCUGCUCACCGGGGACAUGAUUGUAAAGAUCGCAGACUUUGGCUGGGCAGCCAAGGCAACACAAACAGACAUGAGGAGCACCUUUUGCGGCACUCUUUGCAUGUUGGCGCCAGAGAUGAUUGCUGGCAAGAAGUACGAUGCAAAGGUUGACGUGUGGGCCAUUGGUGCGGGGGCCCCAACUUGGAGCUUUGCAAGCCCAUCCACAUCGGAAAGGUCUGGACGUUGCAAGGUGCUUCUCUUCGAGAUGUUGACAGGUUCCUCCCCCUUCGACAAGGGGCAAGGUCUCAUGGAGACCUGCAAGGCGAUCGUUGGACCAGGAUUGAGGGCAGUUUCGCUGGAUGAGGUGCCGGUGGCCGUCCAUCCGCUCCUGCGGGGGCUAAUGCAGCAGGAGUCACACCAGCGCAUCUCGCUGGACGAUUGCCUGUCUUCGCGCUGGGCGGUGGAGCAUGGGAAGCGAGCCACUUCUCAGCCCAAGGAUACGGCAGUCCGCGUCCAUACUGGAGACACGAACCAGCAGGCCAGUUCGAUGAACAGCGCGGACACUCCGAAGGAGUUUGUUCGCCCACAACUUCCGGGAAACCCUGUGCUUGUGAGGCCAUUGCGAGGCCCACACCUCGGGCACACGCGCAGCUCCUCCAGCUCAACGGCUACACCGUCUAGCGCGGCAGCUGCAACGUCCACCGCUGAGGACGCUGAGAUCAGCCCCUUGAGGCCCUUGGUCUUCCCGGUGCCGCGAGGAUCCUCGAUGUCCAACCCUGGGCCACAGACUGCAGCGGGUUGUGCUAGGUCAGGGGGCAUGAAGGCGGUGGAGGAGGAUAGAGCGGAGCAAGAGUCCGUGUCCACGGUGGCAUCCAUCCGAAGCGAGGGCAAGUGGCGGUUUCAAGACGGCAAGGAGAUCUUAUCCAAGGUUGAACUUGAGACGCCCCGUUCCACGCUCAAGAUGCCCGUUUCAAGAACGGAGUUCCUCAAGCCUCCGAGGACUGUGGCGCGGGGCCGGUCAGAGCCUGGGAGCUAUAGCGCUAAGGGUGGCCCAGUGCUUCGCGACGUGAGUGACAGUUCGGACAGCGAAAUUCCGGAGGGCGAGGAGGCUUUCGGGGCCGCGCUUGGCAGCUCCUUGAGCCCUGUGAAACGUCUGGCACGUUUGCCGCAGGAGCAAUGCGGCCCUGCCAAAGCCAGGUCGUCCGGCAGCUCGCGUAGUUCCUCUCAGUCAGGCUCUUUGGAACCUUUCAGCCAUUCGAAAGAGGCGAUCGAGGCAUCAAAGCGGACCAGUUGAGUCGAAGGAGCUGUCAGCUGGCUGGAGGCAGCUGGACAGCUCAACGCCUGAGCUGAAAGCUUGAGGCCUUUGCAUUUGGUUGCUUCCAGGUCCGUCCGUUUCCAGAC